Molecule: messenger RNA, 839 nt
Organism: Magallana angulata
Lineage: Eukaryota; Metazoa; Mollusca; Bivalvia; Ostreida; Ostreidae
Product: cell death abnormality protein 1-like
Exons: 7
Coding region: 1-747 (248 amino acids)
Molecular function (GO): scavenger receptor activity
Source: RefSeq, a predicted model, not a curated record
AUGUUUUCCAUCUACGGUGUCCUUUUGCUUCUGCGAUUUUUUGUUUUCCUUGUAUCUAAGGAGAUACCUGCCAGAAAUGGUUCUACUUUUAAUGCUGAUGAAACGAACAUUCUGGACUACAUGCAAGAAAAUCCUCAAGCCUGCAAUGAUGGAUAUACUGGUCCCAAAUGUACACUUCGAUGUCGCUAUCCGAGCUACGGGAGGACAUGUCAACAAUUUUGUAAUUGUGCAGAAAGCUUAUGCAAUAGUACAACUGGAUGUGAAGGUGGAUCGCCGACGUUUUCAGUGGUAUUUACAAAAAGUUUUAAGACCGACGCUGGCGUUCAAAUACCCACAGAUGCAACAGCCUGCCGAACUGGAUACACGGGAUUGAAUUGUGAUAAAAAGUGUAUAUAUCCCGGGUUUGGAGCUGGUUGCCAAUCGGAGUGCAAUUGCAAUGUAAACCAAUGUGACCAUGUCAAAGGAUGCAUUAGCAUGCAUGGAUUCAGUAGAAACAACAGUACGCCUGAUAUUGGAUGUCUAUAUCCUCGCUAUGGAAAAGAUUGUCAAAUGACGUGUAGAUGUGAAGAGAUGUUCUGCAAUACAAGAAAUGGUUGUAUAGUACGUUUUUAUCAUUUUUCACUGACAGAUAAUUGUACAUCAGAUAAACACCACAAAAGAAAGCAAGCAAUGAUGUUUACCACAGUCAUUCUAGGAGUAUUGGCAAUGUUGCAGUUCUCUGUCUAUUUUUUAUUGACAUGGACUUAAAAACGACUGUACAAUCAUUUAAAAGCCUUCAUUACUAAAAUAAAUUACAAUUUGAAGGAAGAAUGACACAAAACUUCAAGGAACGCAAUAUG